Hippocampus zosterae (dwarf seahorse) is the source of this 2680-nucleotide messenger RNA. It is a transcript of the gene sh2d3cb, whose product is annotated as SH2 domain containing 3Cb. Gene Ontology annotation, biological process: small GTPase-mediated signal transduction; positive regulation of peptidyl-serine phosphorylation. The coding region runs from base 119 to 2323 and encodes 734 amino acids. Lineage: Eukaryota; Metazoa; Chordata; Actinopteri; Syngnathiformes; Syngnathidae. Gene Ontology annotation, molecular function: guanyl-nucleotide exchange factor activity. The transcript has 12 exons. The record is from RefSeq and is a predicted model, not a curated record.
UUAAGGGUGUCCGUGACAGGAAGUCGACUCAUUCUGUGUGUGUGUGUGCGUGUGUGUGUGUGCGUGUUUCAGAGGAUGAAGAAAGAGUGUAGUGUGAAGAGUGUGAACACAAGCCGGCAUGAAGAGACACAAACACUCUCCCGGCUGGUUGGGGAGUCUGGCCAACCUCUCUAAGCUCCGCCGGCCGUCCUCCCGACGCAAGGCCUCCGCCCCUCCGCAGACCGGGCGCUUUGACGACAGCGAGUCCGCCCCCCAGCCGCGGGGCUACGCCCGCUCCAGUGCCAUGUACACCCACGUGGGAACGGUGCCUCGCGGAGGCAGGCGGCUGAGCGGGAUGGACAAAGAGGAGGAGGGGGGGGAUGGCGAGGAGAAGGGGACGAACGCCGACUGCGUGCGGGACUCCCCCCUGCUCGGGGCUCUGUCCAGCCUCAGCCUCGACGCUCCGGAGCAGCCCGGCUUUGCUCCGGCCCCGCCGGGCAUGGACCGAGAUCCCGCGGCUGCGCGGCUCAUGUCCAAAGGCGCUCCAAGUACUCCAAGUACUCCAAGUACUCGGGCUCCGCAGGACGUCUAUGUGCACAUGGAUGCGCUUGGCAGGCACCAAACCACGAAGGACUCACCGGAAGUGGAAAACCUGUCCAGUCCACCAGAUGGCGGUGGCGAGUAUGUCAAGUUCUCCAAGGGCAAGACGUUCUGGCUGGAGGAGCAGCUGCAGGAAGAACUGAGGAGCCACGCCUGGUACCACGGACCCAUCACCCGACAGGUGGCCGAGAGCCUGGUACUGAACCAGGGGGACUUCCUAAUCCGGGACUCCGAGUCCAGCCCGGGCAAUUUUGUCCUGACCUCCCGCUGGGACCAGGAGACCAAUCACUUUCCCGUCCGGACCACAGUGGUGCACUGCGGAGUCCAGUACAGCCUGGACCGGGAGGUGUUUGACUCGCUGCCCGCCCUGGUGCGUUUCUGCGCGGGGAGCAGCCGGAGCGCCGCCAAGAUCCGGCAGCCGGUGAACAGGACGCUGCCGCUGAGCUACCCGCAGACGGCCGUUGCUCCGCCCCCAUGUCAGCUGACCCCGAGCCAGGCGGAGGAAGUCGGCUCCGAAAGCCCCUCGUCUUUGCACCGACGGGACCGCCGACAACCAGCGUUCUCCUCCUCCGCCGACGACACGGCUCUUCAAUCUACCGAUGCCGCCCCGUCACCGUCUCCUCCUCUUUCCGAACGGGACCCGGACAUUGGGCCUCCAGACUGGGACGGAGGCUGCUACACGGAGGUCUACCCGGGGCCCCGAAGCUUCGUGGAGAGGCUCCGUGACGAGGAGGGUCAGAGGGCCAUGGACGUUUACCUGUCUCCCGUGAUGGAAACGGCGUCGUCCUUCGCCCCCGCCAGCUACCGCUCUCCGCUGAUGCCUGGGGACAACAAGCCCCUGGAGGUGGGCAUCCUGCAGCGGGUGAAGGAACUCCUGGCUGCGGCCGAUCCCCGGACGGCCGCCCGACACAUCACCAAGUGGGACUGCACGGUCGCUCAAAUCCUGGAGGCGCCUCAGGAGCUGCAAAGGCUGAUGGGAGUCAGCUCGGGCGUGGAGCUGCUCACGCUGCCGCAUGGACAGCAGCUCCGAUUAGACCUGCUCGAAAGGCUGCAUACGAUGGCCACCGUGUUGGCGGUGAAUGUGUUGGGGUGCACCGGCACCACCGAGGAGCGAGCCUCCGCACUGCGCAGAAUGAUCGGCAUCGCCGCCGAGCUCAAGUGCAACAUGGGCAACAUGUUCGGAUUCUCGGCCGUGAUGAGAGCUCUGGACCUGCCGCAGGUGAGUCGCCUGGAGCAGACUUGGACGGCAUUACGGCAACGGCACACGGAGGACGCCGUUCUCUACGAGAAAAUUCUGCGGCCCUUCCUGAAGGGCCUGAAUGAGGGCCGAGAAAGCUGCCCCGAUUCCGGGACCACUUUCCCUCACGUCCUGCCGCUGCUCUGCCUUCUGGAGAAGAGCGUGGCCCUGGACGAGGGGCCGCCGGGGGCCGAGGACACCGCGGGGGCCGAGGCGUGGGAGACGGCGGAGGGCGGCGCGGACGUUGACGUGCUCAUGUUCCACUUGGAAGCCGCCAGGAAACACGCCCAGCUCGGCGCCGUCUACACUGCCAAUGCACGCAGCAAACUGCAAGACUUCCAGGAGCGGGCGGACUUCUCCGAGGUGUUCCGCACGGACUUCCAGAUCCGACUUCUGUGGGGCAGCAGGGGAGCGUCGGAGAGCCCGGUGCGUCGCUACGCCAAAUUCAACCAAGUGCUGAGCGCCUUAUCGAACAGGCUGGAGCCGAUGCAUGAAAUCAUUCAUUGAUUUCUGCGGUGGUGAUAACAUUUCAAAUAGGAGUCGAAUUAAAAUGGAGUGAAUGAUAAACUGUUUCAUUUAUUUAUGAAUUGACUUGUGGUCAGCAAUAACAAUCUAUGUUCUUGAAAUAAUAUUGCGCAAAGCACAUUAAAAAACGGAGAACAUUUUUGUUCACUCUUUUAACUAUAAAUGAAAAUUGACAACUUUUCCUUUCAUUUAAUGGUUUGAUGAUGAUGAUAAUUUUUUUUUUACUGCCAUGCAAGUACACCCAAAAGGUACACCUUUGGGUGUACACCUACAGAACCACACCAAAGACCUCAGAACUAAAGGAAACGUUUUCUGAAUUCAUGGCAUGAAAAUGGUGAA